UUUUACUUCCUGCUGUUACAAAUGCAGCAAUGGCUUUAACGCGGUGGAUUUGCGUCUUUCUAAUAAUCAAACUAGGAUAUUGUUAUGUAAACCUAAGCAGAAAACAAGGAACAGUAGUUUCACAAAGCUCCACACGCAAUGGGGAAUUUCCAGCGAGUAGAGCCGUUGACGGAAAUAGAACCCAGACAGACUAUCGAAUCUGCUCACAUACAGCUCUAGGACACAACAUAGCUUGGUUGCAAGUGGACCUUGGGGGCGAAUAUAGUUUGAAAUCUGUGAAAAUAUACUACAGAAAUGGUGCUAUUUGGACUCCAUACCGAUUUCGCCAGUUCUACUUAGAUGUAUCAAACAGAUCGACGGACUCCACUACAACCUUAACGUCACAGAGAAAACGCUGUUACAAGGACAACACAACAGCCCCGGCCACGCCUCCAGCCGUGAUUGACAUUCCUUGUAAAGAGACGUCGAGAUACGUCAUCGUGGAGACCACGUAUGAUGCCCCCGAAGAUAAUAAGUAUCAAGAGAUUGGAGCUGUGCUGGAGAUUUGUGAAAUAGAAGUUUAUGGCUGCAGUGUAGGGAGAUAUGGAGAAUCAUGUUCACGUUGUCAAGGUUGUUCAACAUGUGACAUCAUUAGUGGGGCGUGUCCUUGUAGUGAUACCUGUGUAAAUGCUGCAUGCGAUCCAUUUAAUGAAUACUGCACCAAUGGCUGUAUCACGGGGUACUGGGGAAACACGUGUAAGUCAAAGUGUAGCCAACACUGCAUAGGAAGCACGUGUGAACAAGGAAACGGUACAUGUACCACGGGGUGUGCUGACUUUCGUUAUGGAUACACAUGUGAACACCAGUGUGACCCCCAGUGUAGUCCCUGGACUUGUGACAGGGUCACUGGAGCGUGUAGUGACUGUAAUGCUGGGUAUCACGGUCUAUUCUGUAACAGAACAUGCAGUCCUUACUGUAAGUCAGGAACAUGUGAUGCACACAACGGACAUUGUAUUGGGGGCUGUAAAACAAACUGGACGGGAGAUCUCUGUGACAAAUGCAGUCCAACGUUCUACGGCCCGUCCUGUGAGGAGGAGUGUAGUCCUUAUUGUUAUAACGGGACGUGUUACGUAAACAAUGGGUCCUGUAUUGACGGGUGUACUAGAGACUAUACGGGCGACAAAUGUACACAAGGUCUCUAUGAGACUUCACCAGAAGACCACGGAACCGCCAUUGGUGCUGGAGUGGGAACGAGCAUCUUGGUUGUAAUUGUAGUAGUUGUCGGAGUCGUUACACUCAGACUGAGAAGAAAAAGAGAUGACAGUUCCAAAGCACAAAAAGAUGAAAGAAAAGAAAGCAGAAUUACGUAUGAAAAAGAACGCACAAAUGCAAAUCGUCAAGAUCAUUCACUUCCGGGUAAAGACCAUUCACUUCCGGAUUCACAUGUGCAUUUAGGAAAAAGACCAGAAAACCUAGAGACACAGGAAAUUGGAUUAUAUGAAAUCAUGGACAGUGGUAAUGAAGAUAGCAAAACAUACGAGAAUGAUGCAAAUGCAAAAAGUGUUACCCCAGUCACAAAUACCAGCAAUGAUGCAUCAGAAGAAAAUGGAAAUGUGUAUCUGGUAAUCAAUGAAAGCCAACUAAACAGUUCUCAUUAUGAUGAAAUUCAUGUUCAGAAUUAAAUUGUUAGGUCACCUGAGCCGAAUGUUCAAUUGAGCUUUUCUGAUAAAAAUCUGUCUGUUGUAUGUCGUUGGCGUCAUCGUUGUAAACUUUUUAUAUCUUCAUCUUCUCCAGAACCACUGGGUCAUUUUUUUUUCAAUCAAACUUCGUACAGAUUUUCCUUAGGUAAAGGAUAUUCAGGUUUGUUCAAAUAAAGGGCGAUGUCCCCUUCAAAGAGGGGAUAAUCACGAAAAUGCAAAAAUAAGAUGGGACAUUUGAAAAUCUUCUCAAGAACAACUGGUCUAGCAGAGUUCAAAUUUACAUGACAGUUUCUUGACAAAGUGCAGAUUUAAAUUUGUUGAAAUCAUAUCCCAGGGAUUUGGGUGGGGCCAUUAUAGGAGAUCAAAGUUUUACAUUUGAAUAUAUAGGAUAUUUUUUUCCUCUCAAGAACCAAUGGAUCAAAAGACUUCAAAUUUACAUGGAAGCUUUUUGCCAUAGGACAGAUUCAGGUUUGUUAAAAUCAUAGCCCCCGAGAGUGGGAUGGGGCUGCAAUAGGGGAUCAUAGUUUUACAUUUAAGUAUACUGAAGAAAUACGUUUAAAAUAUCUCUCAAGAACCACAGGGGGAGAAAAAAAAUCAAGUUUACAUCAUUGAUUUUUUGAUGUUUUCCACCACACUCAACAAUUUUUCAGUUAUCUGGUGGUGCCCAGUUUUUAUUGGUGGAAGAGAGAACCCAGAUAUAAUGUACUUGGGAAGAAACCACCGACCUUCCGAAAGUAAACUGGGAAACUUUCGCACUUACCGACGCGAGUGGGAUUAGAACCCGUGCCGACAGAGGUGAGAGGCCGUGUGAUUUUGAGCGCGAUGCUCUAACCACUAAGCCACGGAGGCCCCCUAAGUUUACAAGAAAGCUUCUUCAUUUACAGUAGUGUAAAUUCAAGUUUAUUAAAAGUAUGGCUCCUGGGAGUAGGGUGGGGCCACAUAGAGGAUUAAAAUGUUACAUGCUAAUAUAUAGGAAACAUCUUUAUAAAUAUCCCUUGAACUAUUUAAGUUAGGGCUGUAUUAUUCUGUAUAUGUAUUCUUUACGGAAAGAUUUUCCAUGCGAUGCAGUGAUGUAGGAUCUUGUGACAUUGACCUGGAAGUUUGUCCUUUUUAAAAUAAACAUCUGGUCUAUUCAAUAUGCCCUGAACGAUUAAAGAAGAUCUUUCAUAUCUUUAUUUUUUAUGACAAAACCGUUUAAUUCAUAUAAACACCUUUUGACCUUGAAUUUGGAAAAAAAAAAUCACCUAUCCAUUACUAUAUAUAUUUCGAAACCUUUCAUUUUAUACUAUGACCUUAUGACGAAGCCUGAUAAAUAUCUUGGUACCAAGAUAUUUAUCAGGCUACGUCAUAAGGUUAAAGGACAUAGUAUAAAAUGAAAGGUUUUGAAAUAUAUAUGAUCCUAUCAUUUUUUAAUAUAGAUUUUUGAUGACAAGACCUGAUGAUACAAUUGUAUUUGACUUGGUGACCUUGACCUACUUCUUAAAAAAUCUGACCUAAUCAAUAUCUCCGGAACUAUUUAUAGUAAAGCUUUUAUAUUUUGUAUAUUGGUUUUCUAUGGCAAAACCUUAUACUUUGGUGUUUAACCUUGUGAACUUGACUUGGAUAUUUGACCUACUUCUGAUAAAAAUCUGUUUUAUUCAGUAUCUCCUGAACUAUUUAAGAUACAAUUUUGUAUACACAUAUAGAUUUAUUAUGGCAAAAUCUUUCAUAUCAUACCAUGACCUAUGACCCUGUGACCUUGCUCUUAUCCAGAACAACAAGGUCAUGUCAAUCAUAUUCGUGUUGAGACAUCGAUCUUUGUGUUAAUUCAUUUUCAGUUAGUUUGUGAUCCUUUAGGGCUAGGUUGAGACAACAAUGUAGGCUCAACACUUUUUACUACCUUUCUUCAGUUUACCAGUUCCCUGUAUCAAAUUUUAUUUGUUUUUUAUUCGUAUUAUUUUUGUUGUUAACCGUCUAAACACAUGUACAAAUAAGAGUAGCAAACUCAUAUAGGGAUACAUACAUUGUUAAGACAGAGAGAGAGAGAGAGAGAGAGAGAGAGAGAGAGAGAGAGAUGGAAUGAUUACGACUCGUUUGUUCUAUUGAGUAUCAAACUUUUCAUUAUCACCAUUUUUAUGUUUCAUAAAAGCUUAUAAAUAGGAUAUUGCAAAACUAAUGCUCAGUGAUUUCUCAGUACAUCUUGCUAUAUAAAUAAAGUACUUCAACCAAAGGAAAAGAGUAUUUCGUAUAUGCAUAUAAUAUAUUUUUGGUACAAAUUGUUAAGAAUCUAUUCUAUUUUCUAAGUGAACUUGAAACUCAUGAACAUCAUCACAUGUCCACAGCAUAUAUUCUAUUGUUUAUCCUAUCUGUGACAAAAACUACACAUCUUAGAAUUUACAUGUUUUUAAUUUUGGAUAGAAACGAGUUUGUUCUGUUAAUUAUUAUGUAUUGAAACCAAUAGUGUUUGCAGUUUUAUUUAUAAUCACACGUAAUUUCUGGAUAUUUUCCAUUCUCUGUUAUCUACUGUAUACAGGGUAAUAUUCGCCCCCGUUUUAUUUUCGUCCGUUUCGCCCACGUUGUCACUGGGCAAAUUUAAGCGUUGGUGAAACUGUUUUCUCUCAUAUCUCUUUUAACACAACUAUGUCUGGGCGAAUUUAAAAUGGGGCGAAACUGUCUGCACGUGUAGAAAGGCGAAAAUAACACGGGGGGAAAAUAACCCUGAAUACAGUAUAUCUAACAGCUCACUCCAUCGUAUUGUAUCUGUUGUCACUGAAGAUUUCUUGUUUAAAAGAUGCAAACGAAGUUUGAUUUUAUUUCUUUCUUUUUUUUCUUUUUUACAUUUUAUUACUUUGUAUAUUUUUCUUUAAUAAAUGGAUUUGGUAAACUGUCA
Molecule: messenger RNA, 4548 nt
Organism: Ostrea edulis (European flat oyster)
Lineage: Eukaryota; Metazoa; Mollusca; Bivalvia; Ostreida; Ostreidae
Exons: 9
Coding region: 30-1661 (543 amino acids)
Molecular function (GO): scavenger receptor activity
Source: RefSeq, a predicted model, not a curated record